AAAAUAUCUUAUCUGUAUACAUGACCUAGCUGCCCAUUUAUAUCAUCUUCUUCCCAAUCGGCGCACAAAAUUUCUCCUAAGGAAACAACUAAAUAACAUCUCAAAAAUAACAUAAAAAAAAAUAAAAUAGUGAGAAAUUGAAGGGAAAAAAAUGUGGUGCGUACAGUAUCAUUCACCUUGUCUUGUCGGCUUGAGUGCUCCGACAGAGAAAAACCACAGACAUGGGAGGAACCAAGUGUUCUUGCCCUCAUCAAGCUCCGUGGCUGAACUUCAAUGGCGAAGAACUUCUUCUUUGGCCACUGUCGGGUUGAAAGCGAGUGUGGUGCCUCCUUCAGAGUCUGGUGACAUCACUGGCUUUCUUCAGAUAAGCGGAGGAAUGAUACUCUUGUAUUGGAUAGCGAAUUUCGUGGUACCAGAUCUAAUUUACAAGUCGCUCCAGGUUGACGAAGCCGAUGAAGAGCAGGACUCAACUGACUAGUUAUUGUUGGAAUUUUUUGGGUUUGGUUCAGAUUGGAAUUAUUCGGUUUAAAAGGAAUGAAACAGAAUCAAAUUCCGUUCCAUUUGAAUUCUCUCUCUCUGUUUUCAGUUGGAAUUAAAUUUAAUUUGAAUUAGACUUGAACA
Molecule: messenger RNA, 621 nt
Organism: Tarenaya hassleriana
Lineage: Eukaryota; Viridiplantae; Streptophyta; Magnoliopsida; Brassicales; Cleomaceae
Exons: 2
Coding region: 152-478 (108 amino acids)
Source: RefSeq, a predicted model, not a curated record